ACUUACUGGGUACCCUGUGUUCUAGUUGAGCCCGCAAUCCAGGAUUCCAAAUCCAAUAUGGCGGACAAACAGAAAACACGUGAAAGCGCUCUUACCUUCAAAAUUCUUGCAGAAUGUUCAACGACAAAAGCCCGUACGGGGAUUUUAACCUUGCCGCAUCACCGGGUAGAGACGCCUGUGUUUAUGCCGGUGGGGACACAAGGCACAAUGAAAGGAUUGACAUGUUCACAGCUCGAAGACUUGGAUUGUCAAAUCAUCCUGGGAAAUACGUAUCAUCUGGGGAUGAGACCGGGAACUGAAACACUAGAUAAGGCUGGAGGACUUCAUGGAUUUAUGAAUUGGAAACGAGCAUUGCUUACAGACAGUGGAGGUUUCCAAAUGGUAUCCCUGAUUAAGCUAUCUGAAAUCACAGAAGAAGGAGUGAAAUUUCAGUCUCCACAUGAUGGAAAAGAACUAUUACUCACACCUGAAAAAUCUAUGGAGAUUCAGAACUCCAUAGGUGCAGACAUAAUGAUGCAGUUAGAUGAUGUUGUCAGUAGCACUACCAAAGGACCUCGCGUUGAGGAGGCCAUGUGGAGGUCUAUUAGGUGGUUGGAUAGAUGCAUAGCAUCACACAAAAGAACAAAGGAGCAGAACCUGUUUGCUAUUAUUCAAGGGGGGUUAGAUACAGAGUUAAGGAAGCAGUGUGUGGAAGAAAUGGUCAAGAGAGACACACCAGGGAUUGCUAUUGGUGGGCUAAGUGGCGGAGAGGAAAAGGAUCAGUUCUGGAGAACAGUAACCCUUUGCACUGGGCUCCUGCCGAGAAAUAAACCUCGCUAUGUCAUGGGAGUAGGUUAUGCUGUUGACCUUGUUGUGUGCUGUGCACUCGGAGCCGACAUGUACGACUGUGUCUACCCAACUAGAACAGCUAGGUUCGGCACUGCCCUUGUUCCGUGGGGUCAGCUCCAUCUGAAGAAAAAGCAGUUCAGCUCUGAUAUACGUCCCAUCGACCCAGACUGUACGUGCAGUACGUGUGCACGCCACACUCGUGCCUUCCUCAAUAGUCUUCUGGGGCGAGAAUCUGUCGCCUGUCACUAUAUCACGAUACACAACAUAAGCUAUCAGAUGCAACUUAUGAGAGGCAUCCGGGAAAGCAUAAAAGCAGACAAAUUCCCACAAUUCGUUAGGGACUUCAUGCGACGAAUGUAUCCAGAGGGGGAGUACCCUAAGUGGGUGGUUGAAGCGCUGUUAUCAGCCAACAUUGAUCUGAAUGGUGACAGUUGACAUCUUGAAUGGGCUGUUAGUAAAUAAUAUUUUUAAAAAAUUAAAUAUUCUCACACAUGAUUUAUCAUGAUUUAUCUCAAAUGAUUUGUUCUCAAGUAUGGCCUUCCCUUGCGAUAGAUAGUUCCAAUACCCUUCCCCGUCUUAGUUCAAGGUUGUUGCCACUCUUUACUUGUAAAAAUUAACAAAAAGAAUAAAUUUCAUAGUUUUUUUUAUUGUGUACAACUAGAACAGCUGUAGAUAUAAUACUUUUCAUAAAGUCUGUUAUAAUGUAACUUCUAACGAUUAUAAACUUUUCAACAAAUAUAUUUGCAAAAAAUA
This is a messenger RNA of Nematostella vectensis (starlet sea anemone), 1581 nucleotides long. RefSeq names its product queuine tRNA-ribosyltransferase catalytic subunit 1. NCBI's taxonomy places the organism in Eukaryota, Metazoa, Cnidaria, Anthozoa, Actiniaria, Edwardsiidae. The transcript has 8 exons. Gene Ontology annotation, molecular function: tRNA-guanosine(34) queuine transglycosylase activity. The record is from RefSeq and is a predicted model, not a curated record. Gene Ontology annotation, cellular component: cytosol. The coding region runs from base 58 to 1263 and encodes 401 amino acids.